Theobroma umbraticum is the source of this 2006-nucleotide messenger RNA. RefSeq names its product alpha/beta-Hydrolases superfamily protein (gene DLAH). The record is from RefSeq and is a predicted model, not a curated record. Gene Ontology annotation, molecular function: glycerophospholipase activity. NCBI's taxonomy places the organism in Eukaryota, Viridiplantae, Streptophyta, Magnoliopsida, Malvales, Malvaceae. Gene Ontology annotation, biological process: lipid metabolic process.
AAAGUCUAAUUGACCGUUAAGAUGUAGAUGGCUCAGAACUCAGAAGGUUCCCAGAACAAAAUAUUGCUCUUCCAAAGGUCUACAGUGAGAUGUUUCUUUCUCUGAAUCAGUACUAUAUAAACCCUUCAUUCCAUGGCAUUUGCAAUUUACAUCGAACAAUACAUUUUUUAAGUCACCAAGAAGGGUAGUAAAAGGAAACACGACGAACAAUCUUUCAGUUCUCUGCGUUAUUACAAGCUUUUUCCUUCGAGCCCCUCUAUGGAGAAAAUGGAGUUGUCGCCAUUGAGAAACGUCACAAGGCAGAAAACAGAAAAGCCAAGAAGCAAAAGGGUGUGGAGAUUGAAGCUUAAUGUUACUUGGCAGGGUAUGAAGAAAGCCUUGAAAUCCGUUCUGAGGCAUCGGCGGCUUCAUCUUGCUUCAAACCUGAAAACACUCUCCACCCUCAAGAAAGAUAUGGCUAUUAUUAGGCCGAUUCGACAUGUAAUGAAAAAGAAAAAGACCCUUCGUCCUAUGAUGCCAUUAGGACAACUCAUUCAAUUACCGUACACAGCAGCAGAUUUCAUCGACCGCGGUGAUGCCAUGACUCCUACCAAGUCCCCAAAGGAGAAUAUAUCCACACAAUGGCGUGAGCUUCAUGGUUUGCACCACUGGGUUGGUCUCGUUGAGCCUCUCCAUCCUUGGCUUAGGCGAGAGAUUGUCAAGUACGGAGAAUUCGUCCAAGCAACUUACGAUGCUUUUGACUUUGAUCCUUUAUCAGAGUUUUGUGGAAGCUGUAGAUACAAUCGAAGCAAGUUCUUUGAAGAACUAGGCCUCACUAAACAUGGUUACAAGGUUACCAAGUACGUUUACGCCAUGUCCCAUGUCGAUGUUCCUGAAUGGUUCGAGAGGUCAUAUUGUUCUUGGAGCAAGGAUUCUAACUGGAUGGGGUACGUGGCAGUCAGUGGUGAUGCCGAAUCUGCAAGAAUUGGGAGGAGAGAUAUCCUCGUGGCAUGGCGGGGCACGGUGGCACCUUCCGAGUGGUACACUGACCUCAAAACAAGUCUGCAGCCUCUUGGGAAAACCAAUAUCAAGGUCCAGCUUGGAUUCCUUAGCAUCUACAGUUCCAAGGGUGAGUUUACUAGGUACAACAAGUUGAGUGCAUCUGAACAAGUCAUGGAAGAAAUAAAACGGCUUGUUAGCUUCUUCAGAGACAGAGGCGAAGAAGUUAGCUUAACGAUCUGUGGUCAUAGCCUUGGGGGUGCCUUGGCACUCCUCAAUGCCUAUGACGCUGCAACUUACUUCCCUGAUCUCUUCAUCAAUGUCAUCUCUUUUGGUGCACCAAGAGUCGGGAACAUACAUUUCAAGGAGAAGCUCAGAGAACUAGGAGUCAAGACACUACGGGUUGUUGUCAAGCAAGAUAUAGUCCCAAAAUUGCCAGGGUUUAUACUCAACACGAUUCUUAACAAGUUCACCGCGGUUACUGGAAGAUUGAAAUGGAUUUACAGGCAUGUUGGAACACAAUUGAAGCUUGAUGCACUCACGUCACCCUAUUUAAGGCGUGAUACGGAUUAUACGGGGUGCCAUAAUUUGGAGACAUACCUCCAUCUGAUCGAUGGAUUCAUUAGCAAGACAUCAAAGUUUCGAUGGAAUGCCAGAAGAGAUGUUGCCUUGGUGAACAAGACAACUGAUUUGUUGAUAAAGGAGCUAAAGAUCCCUGACUCUUGGUACCAAAAGCCAUUCAAGGGACUUGUGCUGAAUAAAUAUGGUAGAUGGGUUAAACCAGGAAGAGAACCUGAACACAUUCCUUCUCCACUAAGCAUUGGUUCCCCUCACAAUCCUAUAUUUUAGAUAAAUGUUGAUGUCCAUUCAAACAUGGAUGUAGAGUCCAUUUUUGAGUGUUUCUUUUCCUUUUUCUGUUGAUAUAAAUUCAUUUAUUUGUUCAACACCUGAUCUGUAAAAGCUCUUCAUCGUUGAGGUUUUGCUUUGUAAUGACAUCUUGUUCCACAAAAUAUAUAGUUUUUGAGUAA